AUGUAUUCAUUCACGACGACCCUGCUGGUCGUCGCACUGUUAUGCGUUCUUGUGCCGAAUGUGGCGGCAUUUGGUGCGGGUGAUAUCCCAGACUACGCAUAUUUAAACGAUAAGGCGUUCCGUCAUGGCGAUAUCGAGUCGAUCCUGAGCCAAUUGUCUAAGAACGUGGGGUCUUCUGGUUUUGGUGGGGGAGUAGCAGGAAUUCUUGUAGGCGUUGCCAAAGCAGCACUCAGGGGAGGCAAAGGAGACAGAUUUACAACCAUGGACGUGAAGCGCGUCUACUUUGGUAAUUGGCUCCGCGAUUAUUCGCAAGCGAUGGAUAUUGCCGGUCUAUCUAAGCUCACUGCCCAAACUCUCGUGACAGUCGUCAGCGUACUCGGAUUUAUGACGUUUGGGUUUGCUACUGAAGAGUUCGAAAUCACCCCUGAUAGGCUCGGUGUGUAUCUACCGGUUGAACAUAUUGACAACCCCAAGGGCUACGCUGAGAAAGAAGGCGAUGCUCGCCAGUUCCACCCCAAAUUGCGACCGCCAGUCGAUAACCGAGAAUUGGAGAUAGACCAAAACACCGGUAUGAAGAACUACAUUGCGACCGAAGGCCAGUCUUGGGAUACUUCUACCGCUCAUAUUCGUCGUACCCUUGAGGCAUGUAUCGAACGCGGACGGCAAGCAAACGGCCAAGAGAAUGCCGAUAUGUGGGAAGCCUUCAGACUGCUUGGUACUGCCCUUCAUACUCUGGAAGACUUACUAGCACACAGUAAUUGGUGCGAACUAGGUUUGUUAAAGAUGGGUCAUAGCGAGGUGUUCUGUCAUGUUGGCGAUAAUGUCAAGGUCAACAGCCCUAAUGGCCCCGUACCACCACUUAUCACUGGAACUUUCGGCUCGGCUGACUUCAUGCAUAGUAUGCUCGGCGAGGCAACAGACCACCUGAGCGAGGCUAGCGUGAGCGAUCUUAGCAAGAAAAUGAGCGAGUUGAAGAAUCAAGAUCAAUCCGAGUCGCCCAUUGCGAAGUUGCGUGCUAUACUAGGAAGAAUCCCAUCAGCCUUCGACUUUAAUCCCGACGACGUUGCACCAGAAGAGGUUCAGCAGCGACUUCUCGAAAUUUUGAAAUGGCAUGAUCAAGUUAUGCGUGAUAUUACCAAGACCAUCCAAAAUAUCCCGGGCCUGGAAAGCCUUUUGGAUGAUCUCACCAAUGCUCUGAACGCAUAUGUCUACACUACUCUCGAGCCUUGGCUUAGUCCAAUCCUUCAGAAUGCAACGGGUGCUUUGCAGGAAGGUUCUGCUGCAGUGAUUGACUCAGACGACCAGUACGAGGUUUUCAAUAACCCAGAUGCGUCUGAUCCAUCCCAUUCACUCCUUUCCAAGGACCACUUUGGUCUGAUUAAUGAACCUGCUGGCAAGAUUGCUAUGAUAGUCGUCAAACACACCGUUGAGCUUGUUGUUGAGGCAUGGUACGACCACAAUAAGGAUAUCGGAGCAACUAUUAAUCAGGUCUUGGAGGCUUUCCACCACCCUCACUAUGCAUCAGGAAACUCCAGGGUUCAGAAUGAAAUGUACGAGGAGUUGACACGGUGGUUUGGAAGUCUCGGAGAGUCCGAAGGUCAACAGACUAUUCAACUUUUGACCAAGGAGAGCGUCCGUGAUGGCAAGAACAAACGUAUCGGAUCAGAAGAAUCAGGUGCUGGGGGAGGUUACGGUAGUCACGCACAUGGCCAACAGUCGGGCGGAUAUGGUCAACAAUCUGGUGACUAUGGUGGUCAAUCUGGCGGUUACGGGGGUCGCCCUGGUGGCCACGAGGAACAACAAUCCAGCGGCUAUGGUGGAGGGCAUUCUGGCGGUUAUGGCGAGAAUGAAGGAUAUGGGAGCCACUCUGGUUAUGGGGACAACUCUCAGUCUACUUAUGGUCGGACUGAAGAAUCGUCCUAUGGGGGUGGUUACGGGCGGUCCAACGAUGAAUAUGGCUCUCGUUCCGAGGAACCCCGCCAUAGUGGAUACAACCCCUCAUAUGGGGGAGGAGAUGGUGGAUACAGUUCGCGUCAUGACGAUAACGAGGGCGGAUACAGCUCUCGUAGAGACGACGACGGAGGGUAUGGCUCCCACCGUAAUGAUGACGAGAGUGGAUAUGGUGGCGGGUACGGCUCUCGCCAUAAUGAUGAAGAAGGGGGCUAUGGAUCCCGCCAUGGAGGAGGAUACAACCCAUCUUACGGUGGAGGCGAAGAAUCUUACGGUCAGCGCGAAGAGCAUUCGUAUGAAGGGGGAUAUGGAGGUAGGCGCCGCGACGACGACACCUUUGGAGCCGAGCCUCAACCUCAACGACGAUAA
Messenger RNA from Rhizoctonia solani, 2319 nucleotides. RefSeq names its product heterokaryon incompatibility protein Het-C protein. Bases 1 to 2319 code for a protein of 772 amino acids. The record is from RefSeq and is a predicted model, not a curated record. Lineage: Eukaryota; Fungi; Basidiomycota; Agaricomycetes; Cantharellales; Ceratobasidiaceae. The transcript is spliced from 20 exons.